CUCGUGCCGCCACCUAGCGUUACCAUGUGUGGAGUCCGACGUUUGUUCCCGGUCAUGUGACUAAACCCGGAAGUGUUUUUACUGUUACAAUACAGUGAUCAGACAGUCUUCAUUGACUAUAUUUUUUGGGGGAACUUUACCAUAGAAAUGUAGAAAAUCUGUUUGAAGAAAAAAAAAAAAAGAAGUCAUGGUGGUCUGCUUUCUUAUUCACACCGUGUGUCCGGUGAGCGCGCUCUCUGCCGGUGAGAGCCGCAUUCUUUACUCUCGCUUGUUCGGGCCGGAAGAAGACACACAGCUCCAGAGAAGCGCCGAACAACAGCGCCUGACCCAGAAGGAGACCCUCGGGCUCAUAGCCAGGCAGGUGCGCAGUGCUGUGUCUGCAAGCCGGGAGGCGUCAGGCAGAGUGUUCGUGGAGGCUGGGCUCGGUGAAGAGGCCAUGGCUUUGAAUGAUGCUGAAUAUGGCGUGUUAUCUUUGGCUCACAGGGAUCCUUUUGCAGAUCGCUGUGUUGCUCUGUGGCUUGGGGUUCAGGCUCUGGCCUUCACAUUGGUGUGUCAGCCACAUGAGAACCUGCUGCUUGCUGAGGGAUCUCUGCGCAACCUGACGCGUCAUUGCCUGGAGGAACUGCGUCUGCUUGGACCUGGAAGUGAGGUGCUGCUAAAAAGUGACCGGGUGGAUGCAAUGCUUCAGAGGCUUCUUCCCCAUGGGCAGCUCCUGUUCCUUAAUCAUCGUUUUGCAUAUGCCUUGGACAAAGAAUUAUCCAGCUACACAGGCAAAUAAAACAUCUGGAUUUGGCUGCAGGUAUUAAGAAAAUCUUCAGUUUGAAGACCGAAUGAAACUAAGUGACAGUUUUACAUACCAUAGAGCCCAUGGAUGCUCUGCUAGAAGUGUUGCUUGUGUUUGGUUCUACAGUACAUGUUUAAGACAGUAAUAUCAGCAGUAUCAAGGAGAGAGUGUAAAUGAGUAUGGCAAAUUCAUAUCUUAGUCAAAUAUGAUUCAUAACGAGUUCAAAAUAUAAUAAACGUGAUAAUGAACGUU
Silurus meridionalis is the source of this 1036-nucleotide messenger RNA. It is a transcript of the gene ap5s1, whose product is annotated as adaptor related protein complex 5 subunit sigma 1. NCBI's taxonomy places the organism in Eukaryota, Metazoa, Chordata, Actinopteri, Siluriformes, Siluridae. Bases 188 to 778 code for a protein of 196 amino acids. Gene Ontology annotation, biological process: endosomal transport; double-strand break repair via homologous recombination. Gene Ontology annotation, cellular component: AP-type membrane coat adaptor complex; lysosome; late endosome. The record is from RefSeq and is a predicted model, not a curated record. The transcript has 4 exons.